GGCGAUGAGAGAGGCUAAAAGCAGUUAGUGAAGAGAAGUUGAUAAGACGAGAUGCUUUUGACCAUGACCCGUGUCGUAGGAGGUCACAUAGUGCUCUCAUAUUGCAAGGGAGUGAUGAGUUUUACACAGGAUGAUGAUAAUGGUGGUGAUAGUGUUGGUGGUGGCGGCAAGGGAAGGCAGGAGACGCUGGGACGCUGGCCGCUGUUCACUGCUCAGUCAUCUGACCCAGCUCAGCCACACAGACUCAGUGCAUCACCAGCCGCAAGAGGGUGUGUACACACGGGCGUCUCUCGUAUUCCACGUUGAUCGACUCUGAGCUACAACUCGUGGUUUUAUACAAACAAGGACCUUUCUUUGCGCUUUUUCGAGUGUUGGUGGAAAGAAGAGAAAAAAAGAGGAAUUCGAUUUUUUUCUUGACGCGACGGUAGUUAACUGAACGGGACUUUGACACCUGUUGACGAGAAAGAAAGAACGGAGCGUGGUCAUUACAGUGCUUAAGUGAGGUGGUCUUUUAAUUGUAUAAAGCCCGCCAAGAGAAACCCACACGUGUCAUGGCAGAACCGUAGAGGAAAAAUAAUGAUGAAACGUGUGGCAUGUCAUUUUGCUAAGAUUCGGUGAAGAAGUGUGCGUGUGGCCCCUGUGUCUGGGAGCACAUGUUGUAAAAUCAGCAUGUUUUAAGCACGGAAGUUAUCUGUGUGUGCUCUGUGGCACGUCUCGUCUACUAGCGAACGUACAUGCGUGUGUGCGCGUAAUUUCGUGAAUGCGUGUGCGGGCAGCAAUGGAAAACAGAAUUUAAAGGCGGAAAAAAAAAAAAAAACUACAAAGAAACAUUUACUGAAGUAACAACAAUAACUUAUUUUCCCCACUAAUCUGAGGAAGAAAAGGCCUACAAGAACAACACCAACGACGACAACGAGGAAGAGUAGCGCAAGUCACGAGGCCAUCAGUCUGUGGUGGCAAGAGCAGCUUAUCUCGACCAGGAUACGCUGCCUUUUCCCUCGAGACUGUUCUGUGUAAAACAAGAAAGCUGGUAUCCGGAGUGAAGGGACGCGGGCGCUGCCUCAGUAGCUGGCUCCUCUCCACAGAAAACACGGUGUGUGUCGGAGGGGCCAUGCAGACACCGGCGUGGGUUGCGGCGAGUCUGCUGCUGUUGCUAGUGCUGGCGGCGCGGGCGGAGGCGGUGGAUGCGGAGCAGAAGAGCGAGGAUGAAGGCCAGAUAGAGGUUGCGGGGGAAGGCAAAUGCAAGGCCGGGGAGUCACACAAGCAACCUCACUUGUCCCUCACAACCCGCACCCAGCGAGCUCAGGUUGUGUUCUAUGGGUUCGUGACCAGAGUGUACAAGAAACGGGGUAAGAGGACCUACCCGGCUGAGUUCUUCGUGGUGAACGUGUUUAAGGGCGCCGAUUUGAUGGCUUCCCUGCUGCAGGUGGAUGGCGGCUACGGGGGGCGUCUACAACCUGCGGGAUAAACGAAUCAAUGUGACCAACUUCGGGCCGCGAGAAGACUGUCUCUCCCCCUUAGAGGAGCAACGCACCUUCAUCAUCCUUGCUAACGCCCCAGGUGGCCGCCGCCUCCGCGCCCGCUACGACCACCCCGGGGGGCGCCGCCGUGCAGUGGUCUAAGGAGAACGAGGAGGUGGUGUGGAGUGCGCUGGGUGAGUACUGCUGUGUGUUGUGCAUCU
This is a messenger RNA of Scylla paramamosain (green mud crab), 1681 nucleotides long. RefSeq lists its product as uncharacterized. The record is from RefSeq and is a predicted model, not a curated record. Lineage: Eukaryota; Metazoa; Arthropoda; Malacostraca; Decapoda; Portunidae. The coding region runs from base 1112 to 1468 and encodes 118 amino acids. The transcript has 6 exons.